UUCUGCGCUUCACCAACAACUACCAAAGCAUACUACACGUUCUAAAACGUGAAAAGUCGCAGAAAUGUUGAUUCUUACAGAGACUGCGGCCGGUUAUGCCGUUUUUAAGGCAAAAGAUAAAUUGUUAAAGAAACGUGAAGCCUUAGUCGAUGACUUAAAAACAGCUGAAGGUGCUUCAAAUCUCUUAAAGUUGCAAUCGUUCGCAAAAUUUGAAAGUACCGUGGAUGCCCUCGAUAAUGUUUCAGCCCUUAUUGAGGGUAAGGUUUCUCCUAAGCUAUCAUCUCUUUUGAAAGACUUAUCCGAGAAAAAAAGUAAUAUGCUUGUUGUUGCUGAUCCCAAGCUCGGUAAUGCCAUCAACAAAUUGCCCGGCCUUGAGUUCGAGGUUAUGUCCGACUCUUCCGUUCAGGACUUAUACCGUGGUAUUCGUGAACAUUUGUCAUCUUUGAUUGCUGGCUUGGCACCCACUGAUCUCAAUGCUAUGUCUUUGGGUCUUUCUCACUCGCUUUCUCGCCAUAAGCUUAAGUUCUCUCCCGACAAGGUCGACACAAUGAUUGUUCAGGCAAUUGCUCUUCUUGACGAUCUCGACAAAGAGUUAAACACAUACGCUAUGCGUGUUCGCGAGUGGUAUGGUUGGCAUUUCCCUGAAAUGGGCAAGAUUGUUCAAGAUCAUUUGGCAUAUGCCCGCGUUAUCAAAACUAUGGGUAUGCGCACCAACUGCUCUUCUACGGACUUCAGCGAUGUUCUUCCUGAGGAAGUCGAAGCCACUUUAAAGAGUGCAGCUGAGAUUUCUAUGGGCACUGAAAUUACCGAAGAGGAUUUAGAGAACAUUUCUAUCUUGGCCGAGCAAGUUCUUGAAUUAGCUGCUUACAGAGCUCAGUUGUCCGAGUAUCUCCGUAACAGAAUGCACGCCAUUGCUCCCAAUUUGACUGCUCUUGUCGGUGAACUUGUUGGUGCUCGUUUGAUUGCUCAUGCUGGCUCUUUGAUGAACUUGGCAAAGCAGCCUGCCUCCACUCUACAAAUUCUGGGUGCUGAAAAGGCUCUUUUCCGUGCUUUAAAAACCAAGCACAGCACUCCUAAAUACGGUUUGAUCUAUCACGCCAGCUUGGUUGGUCAAGCUAAUUCCAAAAACAAGGGUAAAGUUGCUAGAGUGUUGGCUACCAAAGCUGCAUUGUCCCUUCGUGUUGAUGCUUUGACUGACAAGAAUACUGUUGAUGGUAAUGUCGGCUUGGAGAAUCGCAUCCGCGUUGAAAACCGUCUUCGUUCCCUUGAAGGUGGUAAAUUAUUGCCUUUACCCACUACCUCAGUUCAGCAACAGAAGCAUGAAAUCAGUGGUGAAGCCGCGUACAAUCCUGCCACUGAUACUAUCGUUACUGCCGACGAUGACGAUAAGAAGAACGAGAGUGAAAGUGAGGAAGAGAAGUCUAAGGACAAAGAUUCCAAAAAGAAAAAGAAAAAGUCUUCCAAGAGUAAAGAUGUUGAUGAAUCAUCAGAUAGCAAAAAGGAAAAGAAAAAGAAGAGAAAAUCUGAAGAUGGAGAACAAGUUUCUGAUGAGAAAAAGAAGAAAAAGUCUAAGAAAUCCAAGUCUUAAAUUGACGAAGUUUUUCUUGAAUCUUCAAGGAAUUCUCCUUCAAAGCUUUUCCCUUUUAUUAUAUAUGCAAACAUUCAUAUACUAAUGGGAUCAAUUGUAUGGAUGUUUCGAAAUUGGGAAAUUUUGGUUUUGUCAUGCACCUUAAUUAAAAGAUGUUGGAUUUUAUUGUCGAUUUCUCCCUAUUUAAACAGUUUCUUGGAUAUUAUCUUCGUUUAUUUUUUGCGUCCUAGGUUUAUAAAUAAUUUUUGUUGUUUACCAAAAGUAGGAUUGAAUGCCUUCGGGUGUAUUAGGAACAGUAACACGAUAUAAAAUAUAAUUCAUCAUUAGACUAAGACUUGUACAUCGGACGUUAUGUUGAACGUUUGAAUAAAUUAGAAUAUUUGAUUUGCAAUGGAAUAAGCGGAUAAAGGCAAGCUGUUACUGGAUAUAGUUUUUGAAACAAUGUAGGAA
Messenger RNA from Schizosaccharomyces octosporus yFS286, 2038 nucleotides. Its product is annotated as U3 snoRNP protein Nop58. Gene Ontology annotation, cellular component: small-subunit processome; box C/D methylation guide snoRNP complex. The transcript is spliced from 3 exons. NCBI's taxonomy places the organism in Eukaryota, Fungi, Ascomycota, Schizosaccharomycetes, Schizosaccharomycetales, Schizosaccharomycetaceae. Bases 65 to 1588 code for a protein of 507 amino acids. Gene Ontology annotation, molecular function: snoRNA binding. The record is from RefSeq and is a predicted model, not a curated record.